Dracunculus medinensis (Guinea worm) is the source of this 735-nucleotide messenger RNA. The record is from the annotation of a GenBank genome assembly. Lineage: Eukaryota; Metazoa; Nematoda; Chromadorea; Rhabditida; Dracunculidae.
AUGGAAUCGUUAGUAAAUUCAGUGAAGAGUGCUGCAAUAAGUGUAGGCGAAAUAUUUACACCAUUAUUGAAGGAAUCGAAAUUCAAGGAAACUGGUGUACUAACACCAGAAGAGUUUAUUAUCGCUGGUGAUUAUCUUGUCUACAAUUGCCCAACAUGGGCGUGGGCAAAGGCCGUUGACGAGUCCAAAACGAGGAGAUACUUGCCAGUUAAUAAGCAGUUCUUGAUUACACGAAAUGUUCCUUGCAGUCGGCGUUGUAUUGACAUGGAUUAUGAUGCAAAACAAGAAAAGCCAAUAAAAUUUUUUCCAUAUUUUGGGUAUGUGGAGCAGAAAAUGAAAAAAGAAAAUGAUGUAGGAAACGGAGAAAAUAUUAUCAAAACUAGGACUUACGAUCUGCAUAUAACCUAUGAUAAAUAUUAUCAGGCAAGCCGAUUUAUUACUUUUUUGAUCGCAAAAAUGAUGUUUGGCAUAGCCUUUUUAUCAAUUUUUCAUUUUUAUUUUCAGGAUCACGCCAAUAAAACAGUGACUAUCGAAGCUCACCCGCACUUGCAUAGUACACACAUGGCCUCUAUACAUCCUUGUAGACAUGCUGAUAUUAUGAAACGUUUAAUUGACCAAUUCGCCCAAUCCGGAAAGGAACUCAUUAUAGAAGAAUAUCUCAUAAUCUUCCUAAAAUUUUUACAAGCAGUCAUCCCAACUAUUGAGUACGAUUUUACGAGAAGUAUAACGAUUUGA